Molecule: messenger RNA, 2742 nt
Organism: Dermatophagoides farinae (American house dust mite)
Lineage: Eukaryota; Metazoa; Arthropoda; Arachnida; Sarcoptiformes; Pyroglyphidae
Source: RefSeq, a predicted model, not a curated record
UAUACUUUGUUACUUUGCUGUAAAUAAUUUUCAUCAUCAUCAUCAUCAUCAUCAUCAUCAACAUCUAUUUUAAAUCUUCACCCAUCGGCAACUUUGACUACAAAUAUCUUCAAAUCAGGUGCAAAUCCAAAAUGAUUGAUCCAUCAUUCAAAAACGAUAAUCAAUAAUAUGAUUAUCGGCGCAAAAGUUUAUCGUAAUGACAAUUUUUUCAUUAAAAAAAAUGAAGACUUGGAUCAUCAUCAUCAUCAUCAAUUCAGUGAAUUUUUUUCAUCAUUAAUCUCGAAUGUUCGGGUUAUUGUAAGUAGACAAAGACAAGGAAAAAAAUAAUUUUUCCAUCAAUUCUCUUGUAUAUACAAUAGAAAAAUUGUCAAACCAAAAACCAAAACAUUCAACAAAAUAUGACGACAACGAUGAAAAAAAAUUGAUGUUUCGUUAUUUGUUGGCAAUGAACCAUAAUGAUAGUCAAUGACACUCAUCGUUUGUCAUCCGGUUUUUCAUUUCUUUUCAUCAUCGUUGUCGUUUGAGUUUGUGUGCAUGUAUGUAUGAAUGUUUGACAAUCAAAAAAUAUUUGAUUAAUUGACAAUCAUAAUAAGCUUCAACAUCAUCAUGAUCAUUGAUUGAUUGAUUGUUACCAGUUUUAUAGAAAAGAACAUAAACAAAAUUAAUCAAAGAUUUUUUAAAAAAUAAAAUUUCAACAAGAGUUUUCGUCGUUUAACAAAUUAAAUCGUGAUCAACAAUAUCAAGAUAUAUUACCGGAAAAACAACGACCAAACAGUAAUUCAUCAGACAUUCAAACAUUUAGCUGCGAAAAAAAAAUUCAUCCACUAAACAUAUCCAUCGAAAAUUCGAAAAUCAUUUGUGAUCAUCAUCGUCCUCAACAAUGAAGACCAACAAUAUUUUGAAUUUAUUGUUAUGGGAUAGAUUUUUUUCCGAAUACUAAUACAUUCAUGAUUCGGUUGCGAUAAAGUGCCAAAGAUAAACAUGUCAAGUGAAUUGUGACCAUUUUUUUGUCUAUAAACAAUUUGAAUUUAAAUCGUUAAAAAAAUUAUUUGUCAAAAUGAUUGACGAUCAACAGGAAAUCAAUAAUAAUAGCCUAAAUUUAUCGAAACAUUCGAACGAAAUAGUAUUAUCACAACCACCACCAACAACAACAGCAUCAUCGACAUCAACAUACGAUGAAACUGUUUCGAAUCCACAAUCUAUGCCUAUUAUACUUCAGAUUGAUUCUAGUCAUCAUCUUGAUGAUGAAACCGUACUAAACGAUUGGAUCGAGCUAUCCGAUGAGAAUGUUCGAAUAAAAAAACUAUAUGAAAAACUUCGUUGUGAAUACAAUGAUCUUGAAUUUCGUUAUGAGUCUCUUAUGACCGAAAAAUCUACACUCAAUCAACUAUUACAACAACAAACUGAACAAUUAUGGGAUGUGAAAAAAUCAUUAAAUAAAUCAAUCGAUUUAAAUGAAUAUGAACGUGUACGACAAGAUUUGGAACAUUCCAAUGAUGAAUGUCGUGAACUCGUUGUAAAGAAUAAAAUUCUUCGUCGUAAUUUAGAUGGAAAAGAAUCAGAAUUACAACGAUUACAGACGAUUGCUGAUGAUCUUGGGGAACAGAAUGCUGUUCUUCGUGAGCAGAUUAUGGUUAACGGUGAAAAUCGUGAAAUGACCACCAAAUUAUUGUGUGAUAUCGAAUCAAUGCAGACCAAGAUGAAUGAAUAUUUGAUUUCAAUCACUGAUCUAAGUGAUGAAAAUCAAGAAUUACGCCGUCUAUUGGAUGAACAAUAUAAUCAUCGUGUCCAUGACCUGAAUAAAAAUCUCAAUCGAUCAUCAACAACUUUAACUAGUCAUUGUCCAUCCUAUACGGAAGUGAUGGGUACACCACCACAGUCAUCACUACAGAAUAAUGCUGUACAAUUUCGGUCUAAUUAUCCGUUGUUUAGUGAUUCACAAAUAAAUAAUGGUGCCAAUGAAAAAUUCAGCAUCGAUAACAUGUGUUCAUAUUCAAAUUUGAAUCUUAAUCAAUUAUUACCUCGAUCAUCAUUUGAUUUCAAACAACAACACCGAUCAUCAUCUACAAGAGUUGAAACAAUGGCUGAUGUUAUAAUUGAUGAUCUGGGACAACAAAUGGACCAGAUGAAAUCCGAAAUCGCUCGUCUAGAAAAUGAGAAUGAAAAAUUUCGAGCUGAGCUUGAACAACGACAACAGCCGAUUGAUAGUGACAAUAACGACGAAGAAAUGGACAAACGAAGUGAAUCGAACGAUUAUACGAAACCACAGCCUAUGGUUGUGUUAGCUCAUUCUCCGCUAACUGAAGAUCGAUCGGCACAAACCGAUCCGAUCCCAUUGACGAUAGAAAGUAGAAAAUUUAUUCGAUGUCCGUUGGAUCAUACUCACAAUGGAAUGAAUAUUGAUAAUGUUGAACAAAAUAAUGGUGCCAAACAAAAUCAUCGACGGCAUCGAUUUUUGGCAAUUGCUUCUUUGGUUAAAUCAAAAUCUAGCCAUCAUCAUCAUCAUUACCAUUCUAAUCAUCUUCAUCCGAUAAUCAAACAACAAUCGACCAUAAUAAAUUCAUCAACUACAACAGUUUCAUUGAUUAAAUCACGAAAACAACAACAACAACAAAAGAAAAAAAGGAAACGACGAUUAUUUUGUCUAUUUUGAUUCAUCUCAACGAAAUUAAGAUUUCUAAGUGGAUGGAUCCGAAAUUGUAUCAAAUAGAAUAUCUAUGUUUACAAAUGAUUUAAAAGUAU